Caenorhabditis briggsae is the source of this 165-nucleotide messenger RNA. The transcript has a single exon. The coding region runs from base 1 to 165 and encodes 54 amino acids. NCBI's taxonomy places the organism in Eukaryota, Metazoa, Nematoda, Chromadorea, Rhabditida, Rhabditidae. The record is from RefSeq and is a predicted model, not a curated record.
AUGCCACAAAAAGCUAAGCCUAUGCCACAAAAAGCUAAGCCUAUGCCACAAAUAGCUAAGCCUAUGCCACAAAUAGCUAAGCCUAUGCCACAAAUACCUAUGCCAAAAAUAGCUAAGCCUAUGCCACAAAAAGCUAAGCCUAUGCCACAAAUAGCUAUGCCAUAA